GCCUCUCUGCUUCAUGCCCUAAGCCCAGAGAUCGAAACCCGAGGACAUAAAUAUUCCCUCGGUGCUCAUUCGGAUUCCCCAGGCGGACAUCAAGUUGAACCCCUGAAAUAACUUCCCGAAAAGGACUAGAUCCGAGCCUUGCCGAGCCAACCCCAGCAAAUGUUGCUGACCCAAGGCCACAACGAUCAACUAGACUAGAGGGGCCGACCAGAGGGAGACCAAAUGACGCGCUCCUGCCCGGGCAAUCUCACAUCUUCGAACAGAUUAAUACCCGCACAGAUCGCCCGGAGAAGACGGUAUCGCAAAUUACUUGACCUAACCCUAUUUUCAUCGUUCGGUGCCUCUUUAACUCAUCUCCCUUCCUGCCCCCUUAUUUUUACCCCCUCUUUUUCCACCCAUCUCAAUACCCUACCCCUGGUCGGCAGUUUACCCAACCCCCCACUGGAUCUCCCAUCGACCGCGACCAGGGACCUCAGAAGGCGAUCAUCAUAUACUUGAAGACGCAUGUCACACCCAGCCUUGUCGAUUCCUCAGCAUGGCGCCGAAUCAGGCUGCGCCAAAGUCAAUGCAGGAUUAAGAAUCCGGGUUUUGAUGCGCGGUGAGAAGCCGUC
Messenger RNA from Aspergillus welwitschiae, 611 nucleotides. RefSeq lists its product as uncharacterized. Lineage: Eukaryota; Fungi; Ascomycota; Eurotiomycetes; Eurotiales; Aspergillaceae. The transcript has 2 exons. The record is from RefSeq and is a predicted model, not a curated record. The coding region runs from base 223 to 498 and encodes 91 amino acids.